UCAAAUGUGGAAACACUAGCUGCGCGCCACCGCCACGUUUCGCCCAGUCUUGUUAGUUGUUCAAUCACCAGUAAUUUUAUAAAAUCUUCUUUUGCCGGAAAUUAACUACAGAAAUAUAUCCAAAAUGAGUGCUCCAGCACCGGCGCCUGCUUACAAAAUUGGUAUAGUGAAGCAGGUACUAUCGGGAGAUACGAUUGUGAUAAGAAGACAGCCACAGGGCGGGCCGCCUCCAGAGAAAAUAAUCGCUCUUUCUGGAAUCACCGCGCCUAAACUAGCGCGCCAGAGGACUGCCAACAAUGAUACUGAAACCAAGGAUGAGCCGUACGCUUGGGAGGCUCGCGAAUUCCUCAGGAAGUUAGUAGGCAGAGAGGUAAUUUUUACAGCUGAGAAACCUCCUAACUCAGCAACCAGGGAGUAUGGUAGUGUGUGGGCUGGAAAGGACCCCACUAAAGACGAAAACUUGACUGAAGCUCUUCUCGCUGAGGGAUUAGCUAAAGUUAGAGAUGGUGGCAGAAACAUACCCCAGCUGAAGAGACUUGUUGAGAUUGAAGAUGUAGCGAAAUCACAAGGAAAAGGUAUCUGGGGAAGCGAUCUGCAGGAUCAUGUUCGAGACAUCAAAUGGAGUGUUGAGAGCCCAAAGCAGUUUGUCAACAAAUUCAACAAUCUGCCAAUCAAAGCCAUCAUUGAGUAUGUGCGCGAUGGUUCUACUGUCCGGCUUUGCCUGCUGCCGGAGUUCUAUCAGAUCACGCUCAUGCUGUCUGGUAUUAGAUGCCCUUCAGUCAGACAAGACGGCGAAUCUGAACCCUACGCUGAAGAAGCUCGCUUCUUCCUCGAGUCCAAGCUGCUCCAGAAGGAUGUGGAGGUGGUUUUGGAAUCUGUCAAUAAUAACAACUUUGUAGGGACUAUUUUACACCCACAAGGAAACAUCGCGGAAGCUCUCUUGAGACAGGGUUUCGCCAGAUGCGUUGAUUGGUCUCUUGCUGUUAUGAAGCAGGGUGCCAGCACUCUGAGGGCUGCUGAAAAGCAGGCUAAGGACGCCAGGCUCCGCAUUUGGACAAACUACACCAGCAAUGCCCCUAUCAUUGCUGCUAAAGACAAAGAAUUUACUGCAUCUGUCAUGGAAGUGGUAAAUGGAGACGCACUUGUUGUGAAGAUGCCUAACAACACCCAGAAGAAAAUAUUCUUGGCUAGCAUUAGACCACCGCGCGAAAAGAACAGUCCAGAUGAGGAGGGUAAGAACUCACCACGCCCUAAAGGAUUUAAACCCCUUUAUGACAUUCCGUGGAUGUAUGAAGCUCGCGAAUUCCUCAGGAAGAAAGUAGUGGGCAAGAAAGUCAAUGUCACUGUUGAUUACAUUCAGCCCGCUAAAGAUAACUUUCCAGAGAAGAGUUGCUGCACUGUCAUUUCAGGGGGAGUAAAUUUGGCGGAAGCACUCGUGUCCAAGGGCUAUGCUACUGUCGUGAGAUACAGGAACGAUAAUGACCAGAGAAGCUCUCACUACGACAAACUCCUGGAAGCAGAACUUAAAGCUCAGAAAGCUGGCAUUGGUGUUCAUGCCAAGAAGGACAUACCCACUCACCGCAUCCAGGAUACGAGUGGCGACUCUGCCAAAGCUAAGAAGUUCUUCCCCUUCCUUAAGCGUGCACAGAAGACUGAGGCAACUGUUGAAUUUGUUGCCAGUGGAUCUCGCAUGCGCAUAUACAUACCGAAGGAGUCGGUCCUGGUUACAUUCUUACUUGCUGGCAUCAACUGCCCUAGGGGCUCUCGCCCAGCCGUCGGGGGUGCCGGUGGAAUGCAAAACGCUGAGCCAUUUGGAGAAGAAGCCUUACAGUUCACCAAGGAAAAGUGCUUGCAACGCGACGUAGUUGUCACCAUCGAGGAGAUGGACAAAGCUGGCAAUUUCAUUGGAUGGCUGUGGGUGGAGAAUGAGAACUUGUCGGUGGCUCUUGUUGAGAAUGGACUAGCAACAAUGCACCACACUGCCGAAUCCUCAGAAUUCGCCAGACAGAUUAAGAAUGCUGAAGAAAAUGCUAGCAAGAAUCGUUUGGGCUUAUGGAAAGAUUUCGUAGAGGUUGAAAAGGAGGCUGAAAAAGAAAGGAAUGCCCCCAUACAAGACCGCACUGUCAAAUAUGAUAAGGUGAUCAUUACUGAAGUUACACCGGAGGGCAACUUCUAUGCUCAAAACAUUGACAUGGGCAGUCGACUUGAAAGUCUGAUGGAAAAAAUUCAUCAGGAAUUUAAGUCAAAUCCUCCACUAGGUGGAGCUUACAUGCCAAGGCGGGGCAACAUUUGUGCAGCUCGGUUCACAUUGGAUGAUCAAUGGUACAGGGCUAAGGUGGAGAAGAUAACUGAAGAUAAACUGGCUCAUGUGUUCUACAUUGAUUACGGAAACCGCGAGGUGCUGAGCACCGCCAGAUUGGCGGCUUUACCUGCCGGUACAGAGAUUGAGCCGCCAUAUGCCAACGAGUAUGUGCUAUGCUGCGUUAAGUUCCCAUCGGAUCCUGAUGACCGAUCUGAGGCCGUUGCAGUCUUCUCGGCCGACACGCUUAACAGGAAACUGCUUCUUAACGUUGAGACUCGUGGCUCUCCUCAAGGUGUUACCCUUGUUGAUCCUAACACCAACGUCGACGUUGGCAAGAACCUGAUCAAGGAGGGACUCGUGCUGAUGGAGUCGCUGCGCGACCACCGCCUGGCCGGGCUGGUGGCUGAGUACCGUGCCGCCCAGGAGCACGCCAAGAGCUCGCGCCUGAGCCUGUGGCGGCACGGAGAUAUCACCGACGAUGAUGCGGUGGAAUUUGGUGCGCGUCGCUAGCGGGACGCCACGGCUUCUCCCACGCACCGUCAAAAGUGCGCUACCUGCACAUCGUCGUUACACAUCCAUUCUACCGUUUACAAAGUCAUCUUUCCAUUUCUGUGAAUGCGUUCAUAAUAUUUAACCGAUUUCUAAUAAGUAUCGAUACUACCACACUGACGUCUUUCUUGUAUUCAUUUCCAUCGGAGAUAAUCCGUUUAAUACAUAUUCAAUACUUAGAAAUCGUGAUUAAAAAUAUAAAUGGGCAAAUAUAAUGACUAAUCGGUAAUUUAGUGUAAUUUCAUGUGUAGCGAGGGAGGAGUCUUAAAGAACUUUUGAACAUUUCGCGUAAUAUGAUACUCGUGGCAAGCUGCCGCUAAAAUUUGUAUUUCUGCAAAUAUAAUAUUAUUGUCAGGUUUAAGCAACGUAUAAUAAUUAUACAUAAAA
Molecule: messenger RNA, 3238 nt
Organism: Trichoplusia ni (cabbage looper)
Lineage: Eukaryota; Metazoa; Arthropoda; Insecta; Lepidoptera; Noctuidae
Gene: Tudor-SN
Product: staphylococcal nuclease domain-containing protein 1
Exons: 10
Coding region: 125-2812 (895 amino acids)
Biological process (GO): mRNA catabolic process; regulatory ncRNA-mediated gene silencing
Cellular component (GO): cytosol; nucleus; RISC complex
Molecular function (GO): RNA binding; nuclease activity
Source: RefSeq, a predicted model, not a curated record